AUGUUAAAAAUAUUCAGAAACCUAUCACUCAUAUCAAAAGAUGAUUUUGAUUAUUCUCUAUAUUAAUGUACCUCUAGUGAAAAUAGUGAUGUUCCAAAACCAAAAUACAUGAAAGUACUAUCAAUUUUUAUGUAGCCAAUUAUCGAAUGUCUCAAAGGUUAAGAUUAAAAGAUUUUACCAUUAGAUGCAUUUAAUAAAUUCUACGAUAUCUUAUGUUAAAUCCAAUACAACAAAUGGAUAAGUGCUUUAAAGAUUGCGUAUGUCCUCCAUUACUGCUUAGAAGUAUAUUCAAUUUUUUAUGUAUAUUAUCACAGAAAUAAUGCAACAUCUUUGUUGAUGCUGUCUGCAAUAAUCAUCUCUAUGAUAAAAUCAAAAAUAAGUAACAAAAGAAGUCAGAAGAUCCAAUUGCAUAAUUACAUAUAAAUAUUGUCCAACAUCUCUUUUAAUAUCUGUAAAUUAGAUAUGAAAAUUAUCUGUUUUUCCUUAAUGCUCUCUCUGAUUUCGAAGAAAAAGAAGAAUAUUAGAAAACUUUUAUUAUCCACAAGAUUGUCUCCACAAUCCAGGUUUUAGUAAAAAUUCACAAAGAUUUGGACAUUUCUUUAACAAAAUUUUAAAACAUAGAAGUGUCUAAGUAUGUCUGUGUAUAACUCCUAAAUGAUCUCUUUUUUUUCUAUCCUAAAGUUUAAAUCUACUUAUAAUCUCAUAUUAAUCAUAUGAUUCAUAUGGAAAGUGAAUAAUCUUUAAAAUUAUAUUAAGUUUACACUGAAACACUUAGGCUAGGAAGAAGUGUAACAUAAAUGGUAAAAUUAUGUAAUGAAGUUGCAACAAUUCAAUCCUACCCUCAACUUUAAUUAUUCACUGUAGAAUAAAAUAUUAAUAGAUAAAUAGAGUUACACUUUAAAGAGUAAAAAAGGCAACCUAGUCCCAUCAAAUUUGAUAUAAUUAAAUUUGAUGAUGAAAAUUUUAUAGAAUAAUAUAAAGACGAGUAAAUCAAUACUCCUAAAGUACUUCAACAAUUUUAAAAAAUGGUAACCUAACUAACUGAAAAAUUUGAUAAUUAAGAACCAGAACCAGAUUAAAUUGAAUUUCGAAUCUCUCAUAGACCCAAAACUGAAAGAUAAUAAUAACAUUUUAAAGUUAAGAAAUCAGAAUCCAAUGAAUAAUCUAUGAUAUAAUCUGUUAUAUCAACUUCAGAUAAUGUUUCUAGUAUUAGGAAUAUCCAUUUUAGUCAUCAAAAUAGCUUUAGAAAUGAAUUUUUCACCUAGUCUGAAAGCCCAUUAAAUUUUAUUGAUUUUUCUCAUUAGCAUUAACAUUAAACCAAAAAGAAACAAUGA
This is a messenger RNA of Paramecium sonneborni, 1334 nucleotides long. Lineage: Eukaryota; Ciliophora; Oligohymenophorea; Peniculida; Parameciidae. The record is from the annotation of a GenBank genome assembly.